Molecule: messenger RNA, 227 nt
Organism: Racocetra persica
Lineage: Eukaryota; Fungi; Glomeromycota; Glomeromycetes; Diversisporales; Gigasporaceae
Source: the annotation of a GenBank genome assembly
AAUCAAAACUACAAGUUCAAUUGACAGUAUUACUCAACAAACAAAUAUAAUUCCUUCAGAUUAUUCUAUAUUAUUUGAUGAAUUUGUCAAUAAGGAUCUAAAUAAAGAUUUAAUUACUGACCAACAAAAUAUCAAUCAACAAAAAAAUAAAUAUCUUAUCGAACAAAUUAAAAAUGAUUUAGAACAUGAAAUAGAGAAUCAAGUUCAAUUGAAUUCUCCUUAUCAAG